This is a messenger RNA of Oncorhynchus nerka (sockeye salmon), 3935 nucleotides long. RefSeq names its product actin filament associated protein 1 (gene afap1). Gene Ontology annotation, molecular function: SH3 domain binding; SH2 domain binding. The transcript has 18 exons. NCBI's taxonomy places the organism in Eukaryota, Metazoa, Chordata, Actinopteri, Salmoniformes, Salmonidae. Gene Ontology annotation, cellular component: cytosol. Bases 521 to 2995 code for a protein of 824 amino acids. The record is from RefSeq and is a predicted model, not a curated record.
CACACUGGAAUACGAGCCCGAGAGAGAGCUGGGCGGAGAGAAAAGGGGUCGCGUCUCACCUUUCAGCAAAGAUAGAGAGGGGGAGAUAUUCGAAAAGUUCAGUCUGCCCUCGGCGCGCUUGCUUGCAAGGCACGACUAGCCCUCUCAUUAUUGGCCGCCUGUCAGCACCGUAACAGACGGCAGAUGCGAGCAUUCAAACAAGAUCCGUUUCUGAGCUGAGCAGACCAUGCAGGCACAGGCAGUUUGAGUAGGUUUUGUAAGAGGGAGGAGGACGGAAGGAAGCAAAGAGGGGAAAAGAGCCGGAGAAAAGUUUGUAAGGAGACUCGUGACGGAGACGUUGCCGGUUGGUCGUAAAGCGCACAGUGGUGAAAGACUGUUCAGAGCUGGUAUCGCGGGGCAAAUCUAUCCUCAAAGAAACAGACAAGGAUUCCGUCGUUGGCCGCUGAACCGUGGAGAGAGGGAUUUUAUUGAUAUUCGACAGCUGCCGGCCACUCGCCUGCUUCUGUUUGCUGGGAUUUAGAUGCGUUGGGAAGCCACCAUGCGGCGCGAUCCCAUUUUGUUUGCGUCCAGGGCCAUGGAGGAGUUGGUGUGUGAGCUGCGUCUGUUCCUGGACCUGCUGGACAGGGAGUAUCUGAGUUCUGGGGUCCGGGAGAAGAAGAUGCUCAUCUCCAACAUCCUCCACAGGGUCCUCAACGCUAAUGAGCCCUCGUUCAAGUCAGAGAUCCACAGCAGCCUCCCGGCCCCCCCUCAGAUGCCCCUCCCAGAGAUCCCACAACCCUGGCUGCCUCCAGACAACGGGCCUCCUCCUCUCCCCAGCUCGUCUCUCCCAGAGGGCUACUAUGAAGAGGCCGUCCCCCUCAGUCCUGGAAAAGCCCCAGAAUACAUCACCUCCAACUACGAUUCGGACCAGAUGAGCAGUUCGUAUGAGUCGUAUGACGAGGAGGAGGAGGACGGGAAGGGUAGAGGGAAGAAGAUGCGACACCAGUGGCCUAGCGAGGAGGCCUCCAUGGAUCUCGUCAAGGACGCACGCAUCUGUGCCUUCCUGCUGCGCAAGAAACGCUUCGGCCAGUGGACCAAGCUGCUCUGUGUCAUCAAGGACAACAAGCUGCUGUGCUACAAGUCAUCUAAAGACCAGGCGCCCCAGAUGGAGCUAGUGUUAUCAGGCUGCAGCAUCACACACGUCCCCAAGGACGGCAAGAAGAAGAAACACGAGCUGAAGAUAGUGCACCAGGGAGCAGAUGCCCUGGUCCUGGCCGUGCAGAGCAAAGAGCAGGCUGAGGAGUGGCUCAAGGUGAUGAGGGAGGUGUGCAGCAACGGAGGGGACUCAGAUGGAGCAGGCGCCGGGUCUCCUGUACACAAGCCCGACCUGGAGAAGAAGGUGUCAUGUGAUAGGCCGAGCUCAGAUGGCGAGCCGCCCCAUGAGAACGGACACACCGUCACCGACUGUAAGGACCAAGGUAAAGGAAAGAAGGACUCUCAGAAGAGUCAGAAGGGAGGCACGCUGGGAAAAGGGGCGGGAAAGAAGAUAACUAAGAUCAUUGGCCUGGGCAAAAAGAAGCCGUCCACUGACGAACAGACCUCUUCAGCCGAGGAGGACAUACCCACCUGUGGCUACCUGAACGUGAUGUCCAAUAACCGCUGGCGUGAGCGUUGGUGUCGUCUGAAGGACAACCAGCUGUUGCUCCAUAAGGACCGCGCUGACCUGAAGACCCAUAUGGCCAGCCUGCCCCUCAGAGGCUGCGAGGUCAGCCCCGGGCUGGACUCCAAACACCCCUUCGCCUUCCGCCUGCUCCGCAAUGGACAGGAGGUGGCUGUACUGGAGGCAUCCUCCUCAGAGAGUAUGGGUCGGUGGUUGGGGGUGCUGCUCGCUGAGACUGGUUCCACCACAGACCCUGCUGCCCUGCACUACGACUACAUAGACGUAGAGACUACCGCUAACGUCAUCCAGCUGGCCAAGCAGUCCUUCUGCUUCACUAGUAAACGCGUUGUAUCUCCCAACCCCUAUCUGGACAACCCUGUGAACGGUUAUGCCUGCCCCUCUGGAAUGGCACUGCACUAUGAUGAUGUGCCCAUCAAUGGAACGGACCCAGAGGCGUUAUACUCCAGCCCUGCCACCGGAGGGCGACGUCUGAGAGAGGAGGUGUUGUAUGAGGAUGCUGACCUCUAUGAGAACAUGCCUUCGCCCAAGCUGGCCGCCCGCUACUCCCCCAAGCCCAGCCGCCUAGCCUCUUCCUCCAGCCACUGCAAAACCCCUGGCCCUGUUAAAUCCAAAUUCCUCUCCUCCUCUUCCUCAGCUAACACUAACACUAAAGCCGGUACUCAGCUGAAGGGAAAGAAGGCCCCAGUGACCAAUGGGACAGCGUCUAAACAGAAGGUGGACAAGAACCAGGCCAAGAAGACCAAUGGAACAACCAGUGGAGCAUCUGUGAAACGCAACAACUCCAGCGCAGAGCAGUAUAAGUACGGGAAGAACCGCGUGGAGGCGGACGCAAAGCGGCUGCAGGCUAAAGAGGAGGAGCUGAUGAGGAGGAAGCAGGACAUCAGGAACCGUCUGACCCAGCUGAAGAAGGACCGGAAAGACCUGCGCACCGCCAUGGAGGCCAGCACCGGUAAGCGUUCCGCUGCGUCUCUGGUGGAGCGGCUGAAGAAGGUGGAGGACGAGUGCAAGCUGAAGGAGGACGAGAGGGUGAGCCUGGAGCUGGAGCUGACGGAGGUCAAGGAGAGUCUGAAGAAGGCCCUGAGUGGAGGAGUCACCCUGGGACUCACCAUUGAGCCCAAGUCUGGCACCUCCAGCCCGCAGUCCCCAGUGUUGCUGAGGCGUACCCAAGAGAACUCUCCCAUCUCCAGCUGUGACACCAGCGACACAGAGAGCUGUUCUACUCUGCCCGUCAACAGCGCCUCCCUCCUCCGCAGGACGGCCAAUCAGAAACCCUCGACCGUCCGCGGCCACGUCCUCAGGAAGGCCAAGGAAUGGGAGAUGAAGACUGGCACAUAAGCAGCAACUCUCUUCACAAACGAUCCUAUUGUACCAGCUUGUUUUUUUUGUGUGUGUAUAUAUUUAUUCACUUUUCACAUGGGGGAAGAAGGUUGAAGAGGAGUACUCUACAAGCGUAGCAUAGCCAACCAGAAAGACGAUGCUGAUUUUGAGUAUACUUUAUUUCCAAAACAUAAAGAAAUUAGCACUCUUUUUGUAGCUUACUAUUGUAUAAUACCGUGUAUUAUAUCUGGCAUGUUUGAAAUACUCUGUCGUGCGGUUUUGGUAUUCGUCCAAUCGUUUUCUUUCUUUUCAAGCAGACAUCCAAUCAUAGACGGUCUUUUGUGAUCUGUUUCUCCAUCACACACAAAUCUGGUUUCUACAACUCUUGGGGUUCAAAAAUCAAGUGCAAAACCAAGUAUUUAUUUGUAAAUGUUUAUUAAGUAAACAUCCCUGUGAUUAUUUAUGUUGAUAAUAUUUAAUGCUUGUUUUAUAGUAUAGCUGGCUCUCCGUAAGCGCCCAUGUUAUCUUUCCUACUCAGUUAGAAGCUCUCUUGUUCACAAGCAUAUGUUUAGAGUGGUAACUGCACUGCGCCACUAAUGUUCACGUCAUCUAAAUGGGUUAAUCGAAUCAUCACUAUCACUGUUAGGCAAUCCAGAUGAUUUGCAGAUCAUCAAACCAGCAACACACCUACUCCCUACUGGUUGAUGCUUGUGAGUGGGCCAUUGGAAUGCUUCACUCAGUAAAGUGCAGGUCAGGCUAAGGCGUGGUCGUGUCCUGGUGAGUUUGGCCUCUGGCAUUGGAAAAAUCCUAAAACCUCAAGUAACGUGGCCUCUUAUAUUUAAGCUUGACAACCAGGAGCCUCGGCCCAGCUCUUUUAAUCAUGCCACUGGUGUACUGUAGCCCUGUGAUCUGAUCUGGUAUGUGUAUGUGUGGCUUGUGUGUGUGUGUGUGUGGCUUG